CAGCACAUUGUAACCCCCCAUUUCUUGUCUCUUCAUCUUCUUCUCCAAACAACCCUAGAAAGAGAGAGAGAGAUGACCGGAGUAGUAAUGGUUACAAAGGUUUGCGGCGGCGGAGGAAUGGGUUCAAUGGGAAAGGGUAACCACCAUGCCGGCGGCGGCGGUGGUUCUAGAGUAGUAGACGGCGGAGAUCAAGACCAAAACCAUCAACAACUUUCAAUAGUAGCUUUCCUCAUAACUGCUCUUAGGAAAUCAAUGGUGUCUUGUCGGAUAGAUCGAACUGACGAAGAAGUAAUCUCCACCGUUCGUAGUAUGGAAAUCGGAUGGCCCACCAACGUUCAACACAUCACCCAUGUCACUUUCGACCGUUUUCAAGGGUUCUUAGGCCUUCCUGUUGAAUUCGAAGUUGAAGUCCCCUGUAAAGUCCCAAGCGCAAGUAUCAACGUCUUUGGAGUUUCAGCAGAAUCGAUGCAGUGUUCUUAUGAUUCAAGAGGAAACAGUGUACCCACUAUUCUUUUACUAAUGCAGGACAAGCUCUAUACUCAAGGAGGAUUAAAGGCUGAAGGGAUUUUCAGAAUUAACCCAGAAAAUAGUCAGCAAGAGCAAGUUCGUAGUCAGUUGAACAGAGGAAUAGUGCCGGAAAACAUUGAUGUUCAUUGUUUGGCUGGAUUAAUCAAGGCGUGGUUCAGAGAGCUUCCUUCGGGUGUUCUUGAUGGUUUAUCUCCUGAACAAGUUCUUCAAUGUAACAAUGAAGAUGAUUCAGUCGAACUUGUGAAGCAAUUAAAGCCAACUGAAUCAGCAUUACUUAACUGGUCAAUUGAUUUAAUGGCUGAUGUUGUUGAACAAGAGGAAUUCAAUAAAAUGAAACCAAGAAACGUUGCCAUGGUUUUUGCUCCAAAUAUGACUCAGAUGUCUGAUCCAUUGACGGCAUUGAUGCAUGCCGUUCAAGUUAUGAACUUGCUCAGGACAUUGAUUAUUAGAACGUUAAGAGACCGUGAAGAUGCUGCUAGUAGUAAUUACUCUUCUUCUUGUUCUUCUUCCUCGGCUGAGGAAAUGGAAAUGGAAUUGGAAAUGGAUUGCGAAUUGAGAGGACCGCCCUUAUCAGAAUUCGAAGCAGAUGAAGAAGAUGAAGUCGAGGUUGAAGAACAUUUCUUGAGACAAUUUGAUGGCAAUGUUUUUGAAGAUAACAAAGAAGAAGACUUGAAGAUCACUUCAAUAAGAACGGAAGAUGAUGAUGAGAUUGAUAUGGUGAACAAGAUAGAAGAAGAAGAAACUUCUUCUUCUUCUAUUACACCAUUGAUUACUGUCUAAAAUUGCAAAGUCUUUUUGCAUUUCUAGUAAUGUAUUUGUGUUUAGCUGAUUUCAGAAUCUCUUUGUAAAAACUGCUAUAGGGUUUUUUAGGAAAAAACACCCUUGUCUUGUGGUUUCUAGUGUCUUACUUGCGAUUGUCCAAUAAAAGGGUGUCGCUAAUUUUGACGGUUUUUGGUUUGUAGUGUGAAAUGGGAAGGCCCAUUGUUGGAUUUGUAUCAA
This is a messenger RNA of Impatiens glandulifera, 1527 nucleotides long. Its product is annotated as rho GTPase-activating protein 2-like. The coding region runs from base 73 to 1308 and encodes 411 amino acids. Lineage: Eukaryota; Viridiplantae; Streptophyta; Magnoliopsida; Ericales; Balsaminaceae. The transcript has 3 exons. Gene Ontology annotation, biological process: signal transduction. The record is from RefSeq and is a predicted model, not a curated record. Gene Ontology annotation, molecular function: GTPase activator activity.